Molecule: messenger RNA, 2157 nt
Organism: Alosa alosa (allis shad)
Lineage: Eukaryota; Metazoa; Chordata; Actinopteri; Clupeiformes; Clupeidae
Product: alpha-1,6-mannosyl-glycoprotein 2-beta-N-acetylglucosaminyltransferase
Exons: 2
Coding region: 324-1592 (422 amino acids)
Biological process (GO): protein N-linked glycosylation; oligosaccharide biosynthetic process
Cellular component (GO): Golgi membrane; Golgi stack
Molecular function (GO): alpha-1,6-mannosylglycoprotein 2-beta-N-acetylglucosaminyltransferase activity
Source: RefSeq, a predicted model, not a curated record
UUGUAGUACACGUCAGCAGUCAAUUUCUAGUCAUCCCCUUGUACACGAACUGUCUUUUUCCUCUUCCUGGUUUCUAGUUUCUUAUGACACAUGACAAUUUCUAUAAGGUGCUGCUAUACCUAAAUGAACGUUAAGCAAAUGUCAUAGUCUACUUCGACACAAGCGCCGAUGAUCUCGUCUACAGAACAAUGUGUUGAAUGCGUAUUUGAAGACUUUCUGCAGAAACGGAGUGCGUAAUCUAAAACGUUUAAUAACGCACUUCUAAACCAUGAACACGAAUGUUUGUCUGUGCUCCCAUCUGUAGCCUGCAAGCGAAUUCAUGAAUGUCUGUAGCUCAAUGUGACAAAAUGAGAUUCAGACUUCUCCGACGAAACCUGAUUGCCUUCCUGCUCGUCUCCCUAGUUGUGCUAAUUUUAAUAUAUACAAAAUUAGCUAUAGUCUCAGAGAAACCUCCCGAGACCCCACCUCAGGACCCCAACACCCAAGCCACUGUCAUAAGCAAGUUUCAGUAUGGAUCAGUCAUGGACAUGCGCACAUCAGUUUAUGACAGUAACUUCAAACAGGUUAUUCAGAAUGAUGACAAGUUCCCAGGUGACCCCGAAGUGGUCAUUGUUGUGCAAGUUCACAACAGACCAGCUUACCUCAAGAUGUUAAUUCAGUCAUUGGGAAAUGCUGCAGAUAUUCACAAGUUUUUGAUCAUCUUCAGUCAUGACUAUUUUUCCCAGGAAAUGGCCGAUAUAGUUCAAGGGAUAACCUUCUGCAAGGUUUUGCAAAUUUAUUUCCCUUACAGCCGACAGCUCUAUCCAAACGAGUUUCCUGGACAGGAUCCAAAGGACUGUCCACGGGAUAUAGCCAAGGCUGAGGCCAUCAAAUCAGGAUGCCUCAAUGCUGAGCACCCAGACUCCUAUGGUCAUUACCGGGAGGCGUCUAUCACACAGACUAAACACCAUUGGUGGUGGAAACUUCAUUUUGUGUGGGAGCGGGUACAUGCUCUUCAGGGAUUCAGCGGUUUCACCAUCUUCAUUGAGGAGGACAACUACAUCCUCCCUGACUUUUAUCAGUUCUUCAAGGGCAUGUUGGAGCACAAGAAGUCUGACUGCCCGGACUGCGAUAUGCUGGCCCUUGGCAACCACGAUGGCCUUGGCCGCUUUCAGGAAUUGUCAGGCAAGCUGGAGACAGCGAGCUGGCUGUCAACGAAACAUAACAUUGGCAUGGGCAUCUCCAGGGAGGUCUACUACAAGAUGAUGGGCUGCAACACCGAGUACUGCACCUACGACGACUACAACUGGGACUGGACCCUGCAGAACCUUUCUGGGACGUGCAUCUCCAAACCCCUGAAGGUGCUUGUGGCACGUGGCUCCAGGGUCCUGCAUACUGGCGACUGUGGCAUGCACAAGAAGGAGGCCUGCCGCCCUGAACAGGCCCAGGUGAAGGUGCAAGAGUCGCUCCAGCUAGCAAAGUCAGCCCUCUUUCCACAGACUCUCGCCGUGACAGACCACGGCUCUGCACAGCACCAGCCGCACAUGAAAAAUGGGGGGUGGGGGGACAUCCGGGACCAUGCACUAUGCAAAAACUAUGCCAAACGUCUCUAAACACCUUUAUUGUUUCCCCCAAAAAAUGUUUGGGGUGUUUUAAAAGUGCCAUUAAGAUCAUUAGAGCAAGAAGUUGCUGGAAAAAUAUUUUAUUUACUGUAACUUACAGUGUCUUCCAAAGAUGCACGUGGGCAAAAAGAGAUAACACGCAUCACUAUUUCAGGAAUGUAAAUUUUAAUUUCUCUAAAAAAAGAGAUGAUGUGAUAAAUGUACUUAAAUGGUAAGAUUUUGAUUGCCUGUAAUCUGUGAGUAGGUUUGCUUUCCAACCAUAUAACUGUGUUAUUAUUGUUCAUUAUGUGUUUUUUUUUGUAUACAGCUUUCUUUUCGGCCAUGGCUACAAAACAAAAGUGUAUUGUGAAGCUAAAUCAUGGCUGCAAAAGACCAUCCAAGUGCAUGGACGGAUUAUGAACUUUCGGGCCCCUGGGCCCAGUUGUAUUAAGGGCCUCCCACUAAUUGUUGUAUAUGUGAGAAGGAGGGUUUGGGGGUCUUCCCCCAGAAUUUUUUCAAUUUGUAUGAUGUGAUUUCCUGUAUUCUGGUGCAUUCUGAGGAUGGCCAAUACUUUAAU